Messenger RNA from Marchantia polymorpha subsp. ruderalis, 1873 nucleotides. The record is from the annotation of a GenBank genome assembly. Lineage: Eukaryota; Viridiplantae; Streptophyta; Marchantiopsida; Marchantiales; Marchantiaceae.
GCUCUUUCCAGGCGACGACCCACUCGACGACCCAUCACGAGGGCGCGUUCUGCUGGAGCAGUGCAGGCGCUUCCGACGGUUGCAGCAGGUCCACUUCUGUAUACAAUAUAGUUUAUGUGAUUUCACUGCUUCGUUGAUGAGGGGCCUUUCAGAGCACCUUACCUUCGAGCACGAACGACAUGCGAUCCUCGUUGGGUUUAUAAACGCAGAGUCUGUGUCGCCUCCUAACCCGAGCUCCAGCCGUCGUCACUUCUGAAACUCCAGCAACAGCAGGCCGUCCGCAGGCUCAGCGGCUGCGGUGGGCUUGUAUGUACAUUUUUCCUCCUUCUAAGAAGCAAGAAGCUCAAGGAUCGUGUACUUGAAGGCCUCCCAUUGCUGCUGCUGCUGCUAGUAUCCUGGGGACUGGCUGCUGCAAGAGAAUGGCGGCCUCUGGAAUUCUACUCGUGGUGCUGGCCCUGUGCUGCUGCUUUUGCGAGCAAGCUAAGGCCCAAGCAGUGCCGGCCCAGUUUGUAUUCGGAGACUCGUUGGUAGACCCUGGCAACAACAACUUCCUUCGGACUUCGCUGGCCAAAGCCAAUUACCUUUACAAUGGCAUUGACUUCCAGGGAGGACCCAGCGGGCGCUUCUGCAAUGGGCGAACUGUGGUCGACGUCAUGAGUGAGCUCACUGGCCUCCCUUACUCACCGCCUUACCUCGACCCAAACACGAAAGGUGCAGCUAUCCUCAAGGGAGUGAGCUACGCCUCUGGGGCUGGUGGAAUUCUGGAUUCCACAGGUUUCAACUACAUUGAGCGCAUUGGGAUGAAUCAACAGGUGACCUUUUUCAAAAACACGGUCUCUCAGCUCAAUGCCCAGCUGGGUCCUGCUGGAGCUACGGACCUGCUCUCGAAAUCCCUCUUUACCAUCGUGCUGGGAAGCAACGACUUCAUCAACAACUACUUGCUCAGCGCUUCGAGGAUACGCUUCCAGUACACCCCCCGACAGUACAACGUUCUCCUCCUCGACACUCUGUCGGCUCAACUUACGGCUCUGUACACACUGGGAGCACGAAAGUUCUUGGUGUCUGCUGUGGGACCCAUCGGCUGCAUUCCCGACCAGUUGUCCAAGGCGGGUUUGCCGACAUGCGUUUCCUCGACGAACGACCAGAUUCGAGACUACAACGUCGGCCUGCAAUCCAUGCUCAAGCAGCUGAACAACAACUUGCAGGGCGCCCAGUAUCUCUAUGGCAACGUUUAUGACAUGGUUGCCAGUAUGGUCGCCAAUCCUGGCUCUCAUGGUCUGACGGUCGUGAACCAAGGAUGCUGCGGGGGAGGAUUGUACCGGGGCCAGAUUCCUUGCCUUCCACAGGUUCCUCUUUGUACUAAUCGGGACCAGUACGUUUUUUGGGACCCUUACCAUCCCACGGAAGCGGCGAAUAUCGUAAUCGCUCGUGCUCUAAUGAACGGAGGGCCUAACGAUGUGUCACCUAUAAAUGUUGGACAAAUGAUUGGCAUGCACUGAAGAGAAACCGAGAACGGAGCUGCUAGCUAAUUCGAGGGACUUGUAAGAGUAGACUUUUAAGGAUUCUUUAUUAGGUAGUGGUAAUUGGAAGACGCUCUUCCUUCAAAUAUUAUCGUACAAUGUGAUGGGUAAAGUUCCCACCCAGUAGUAGCUCACUGAGAUCUGGUGCUGUCAUCGAGGUGCAUAUAAUUUCUAGUAGUGCCCUCCCUCCCUCCCUCUCUCCAUUGCACCUGUGUCUUGAACCAGAACAAAGUAGAAGAGUUUACAUGCUCGAGGUCCUGACGCCUUUGUAGCUUAAUAAAGGCUUAAUUUAAUGACACAAUCUUUCUGAUGACAGCGCCCUGCAUUUGGUGCUGAGUCGACACUUUUACUCC